Quercus lobata is the source of this 1406-nucleotide messenger RNA. RefSeq lists its product as uncharacterized. The transcript is spliced from 4 exons. The coding region runs from base 714 to 1340 and encodes 208 amino acids. The record is from RefSeq and is a predicted model, not a curated record. Lineage: Eukaryota; Viridiplantae; Streptophyta; Magnoliopsida; Fagales; Fagaceae.
UAUUACAGUUUAAUUAAGGGUCGUAGCUCGUCCGACUGGCUUUGGAAAAAAGAGUUUUUAUUAUUUCUGGAAAUUGGGCUGGGGACCCAGCUGAUGUGAGUAGUCCCCCCUUCCCACCUUUUACCAGCCCUCUAGGUCGUCUUCGUCCUGAGGCUGUUGCUCGUCCACGCUUGGACAAAUUUUAUCUGGACCAGAUAGACGUGGUUCGUGCCUUCCCUGGGAGGACUUUCCACAAUUUGGUUACUCUCAGUCGUCUAGCAGCUUGGGGACUUGGCCCAGUGCCUACUGCAGAGAACCUUAGUCACGAGGAGAUUACUCGUCGAAGAAUAACUACAAAAAGGGAAAACAAGGAGAAGGCUGUGACUAGUGGGGACGAGGAUGUUGUUGCACCUCCGUCUGUCCAAGUGGCUUCCGUCCAGGCUGGGAAGAGGAAGCCUAAAUCAAUAUCCAGUACUGUAGACUUGGACGACCUCCCAAGCCGUCGAGGCCCUAAGUAGCAAAAGUUUGCUAAGACUUCCCUUCUCAAGGUCCCCAAGUUUGUACCUCCAACAGUGAACUUGGACGAACCUUUGGUGGAUGUGGAGCUCGUCCAAACAGUCCAUCCCGUCCAGAGCGAUCCUCCUUCUCCACCCAAAGUUUCUCGCAAGCCCAGCUCGUCGAAGACCUCUGAUUGUCCUUCCAAUCUAGUUCUGGACGAGGGUUAUGCAUGGAGGAUGUUCAAAGGAAUCGUCACUGAUCGUGAAGUGAAUGAGUGCUAUAACAUGUCAGUGAAGGAGUUUGAACGUUCUGGCAUCCAUGACGUUUUUAAGGCUAUAUCAAAAUUUUAUACAGCAACCUGCCAAGCCAAGGAGCUCGCUACAGCGGCUAAGACGGCUAAUGAUAAAGCCAAGGAGCUAAACAAUGAAGUUCUACUAAAGAAGGGGGAGGUCCUUAGGUUGAUUGAGGAUUUUAAUCGUCUACAAGGAAGUGAGACGAAGCUGAAGAACGAGGUGGAAGAGCUUAAGGCCGACAACUUAGAGAAGGAUAACCGCAUCGUCCAUCUUGAAGGACAAGUUUCAGAGCUUACCUCGUCCUUGGAGAAGGCAUGUGAAGAAGCUAUUGCGGCCUUUAAGAAGUCUGACGAGUAUAAAAAUCGUCUAGACAAUCAUUAUGCAGUUGGCUAUGAAGACUUCCGUGUUGAUGCUAAGGACGCAUAUCUUGAUUUGGACUUCAACUCCUUCAAGCUUCCCCUUGCUACAGAGAGUUCCUUGUUGCAGACGAGUUCCGAGGACGUCAACAUCAUGGACGACGCUAAUACUAAAGUCACUCAGGAUGACCCCAAGGCUAGUUUGCCCAAAUGAUUUGCAAUUUCCUUGAAAUUUUGUUUUACUUUUAUCUGGAAGUGCCCGUUGUUUUGGGCUUUGUUU